Drepanopeziza brunnea f. sp. 'multigermtubi' MB_m1 is the source of this 2766-nucleotide messenger RNA. RefSeq lists its product as uncharacterized. Gene Ontology annotation, molecular function: 3'-tRNA processing endoribonuclease activity. Gene Ontology annotation, biological process: mitochondrial tRNA 3'-end processing. NCBI's taxonomy places the organism in Eukaryota, Fungi, Ascomycota, Leotiomycetes, Helotiales, Drepanopezizaceae. The record is from RefSeq and is a predicted model, not a curated record. Gene Ontology annotation, cellular component: mitochondrion.
AUGAUCGUAAGACUUCCACCAGAUAUAAGAAACUGCCUCGUCUUGCAAUCGAGGGGUCUUCGAACAUCUGCAACUUCACCUGCUCCCGUCAUCAUUCUUCCCUCUCUAAGAAUCAAACGACCCUGGCUACGCAAGCCACUAUUCCUGCACCGAGUUUUCCCAGGACCGAAGCUGAUCAAGGGCACGCGCAUUGGAGCUGGAUACUUUCUUCUUUUUCAGGAGAAUAGUAUUCCUAGCGUUGAAAAUAAGCCCCCGAGCGUACAGCGUAAUCUAGCCAGGAUGAAGUCCAAGGUUACCUUCCUCUCUACGCCGACAGCAGAUACGCCAGGGACGACCUUACUGCUGCACUUUGACGAUAAGAGAUACAUCAUCGGGGAUGUAGCAGAAGGAACGCAGCGGACGGCGAUACAGAGGAAGUUGGGACUGUCCAAGGUCACCGAUAUCUUUCUCACGGGCUCUGUUGGGUGGGGAAAUGCGGGUGGUAUUUUGGGCACGAUUCUCACUCUGGCGGAUAUCGCCACUCUGCAAUGGGAAGCGAAGAAGCAGGUUGCUGAGAAGACGAAGAUUAAGAUGGGCUUGGACAAGGCGGAGCACGUUGAGAAGCAGUGUCUGAAUAUCCAUGGAGGGCAGAAUUUAACGCACUUGCUUGCGACUGCGAGGCGGUUCGUAUUCCGAAAGGGCAUGCCGCUAUACACGAGUGAAUUCAGACCGAAGGUUGACGAUCCUACGACGCUGUUCGAACCGACGUGGAAGGAUGAUCAUAUCAAGGUGUGGGCUAUGGCUAUCGAGUCCGAGGGUGCUGCGCCGAAGCGGAGGAAGAGAAGCCAUGAGGAAUUCUCUAACGAAGGCCUCACUCCUUCUACUUCGGUGGAUGGCACGGCAGAGACCCCAGCAGAGAUGGAGGAACGCUAUGACCAGAUGAGGAAAGCAGUCGUGUCUCACAUGUUCCAGUCGGAAUGGCGCCUAGAUGCCCUGGUCAAGACGAAGCUUUCAAAAGUUCAGAGGCCGGCUGCCAUCUUUGUGAGAAACCAGUCAGGCAAGAUUGAGAAAUAUCACGGCCCGACGGUCGCUGAGAGCCCCUCUACACCAGAUAUCGAGGUUCUGGUCAGAAACCCCUGGCCGGGCGCGAUGAUCGAGAGUCUGCCUCCGACCACACCCUCGAAGAAUUCCCUCUGCUACAUCAUCAAGAACCACCCACAAAGAGGCAAGUUCAACCCGAAGGUUGCCAAAGAGCUGGGUGUUAUUCCAGGGCCGGCAUUUAAGCAGUUGUCUGAUGGAAUCGAGGUCACUACGUCCGCUGGAAAUGUCGUCACGCCUGACAUGGUUUUGGCCAAGGGCUCUGAUGGCAGUGGCUUCGGGAUCAUGGAGCUUCCAGACUCGUCCUACAUCGCGCCAUUGCUGGCUCGCUCGGAGUGGUCUUCAAGUAAUGUGAUGCCUGGUAUCGGGGCCGUGAUCUGGAUCUUGGGUCCUGGUGUUGCCGAGGACCCCAGAUUACUGAAGUUCAUGCAGGAACACCCUGAGAUGAAACACAUUGUUUCAUCAAAGGAAUGUUGCUCGAACUACAUUGCCUUGGAGUCGCCAGCUUCGGCUGCUGUCAGACUCAACCGCGUGGAUCCCGAGCGUUUCCCGGUACCAAAGUUUGACAAUGAGCCUGCUUUGGUCCCAGCCGCUGAUACCCCUUACAUCCAGGCGAGAGUUGGUCAGAGUCUGACUCUGGAGCCCAAAGUAGAGCUUCAGGACAAAGAUAUCGUUCCUUACCUCGACAUGGCUACUGUUUUCCAGGAAGAAAUGCCAGAGGUACUCGAGCUGGCUAAGAAGGCUCAUGAGGAAAUCUCGAGUCUGGAGUUUCUGGCUCAUCUCAACGAGACCCAGCAAGAUAUACCUUGUAAGGACGCAGAAGUGAUUACUCUAGGAACUGGUUCGGCGCUCCCUUCGAAGUACCGAAAUGUCUCGGCAACUCUACUGCGAGUGCCUGGGUAUGGCAGCUACCUAUUUGAUUGUGGCGAGAAUACAUUGGGACAAAUCCAGCGUGUCUUUGGCGACGAGACUCCCGACGUCCUGCGCGACUUGAAGGUUAUUUGGAUCAGCCAUCUGCACGCCGAUCAUCAUUUGGGUACGGUCACAGUCGCCAAGGAAUGGGCUCGCGUCACAGCAGCCAACGAACUCACGAAGGACAACACGCUGAUCGUAGCAUCCGAUGACGGCAUGCUCAAAUUUCUCGGAGAGUUUGCAGAAGUCGAAGAUUUCGGCUACGAUAGAGUUCAGCCUAUUGCCAUGGCACGGCAUAACGGUUACUGCCACACCUUCUCAACCGAAGAUAAUUCAACUUCCGGUCUCUCGUCUAUAGAAGCCUGCGCAGUAGAGCAUUGUCAUGGCGCCCUAGCUGUUGUCUUCAAUUUCCCGAACGGAUUUAAGGUUGCCUACUCAGGUGACUGCAGACCAUCUGAUAAAUUUGUUGAUAUUGGCAGAGAUGCCACGUUACUUAUCCAUGAAGCUACAUUCGACGAUAUCCUUCUUAACGACGCCAUCGCUAAAAAACACUCGACGACUUCCGAGGCUCUAGACGUUGGGCGAAAAAUGAAUGCCAGACGCAUCCUGUUGACGCAUUUCUCGCAACGCUACCAGAAGAUUCCUGUGAUGGAUAAAGAGGGCAAAGAUCAGGUUGCAAUCGUUGCCUUUGACUACAUGCGCUGCAAGAUCGAGGACUUUGCUAAGCUGGACGCGUUCAAGGAUGCGCUCAUCAAACUCUAUGAGGAAAAGGAGUAG